Molecule: messenger RNA, 1686 nt
Organism: Hydra vulgaris (swiftwater hydra)
Lineage: Eukaryota; Metazoa; Cnidaria; Hydrozoa; Anthoathecata; Hydridae
Source: RefSeq, a predicted model, not a curated record
AUCAAACAUGGUUACCAUAAUAAAACAAUGCAAAAAAUCACAGAUUAUAAAUUGAUAGAUUGUUUAAACAAAAAGAUUUAAGUUUAAGUUGAAAAAAGCAUUCAGGUAAACAAUGAAUUACCAUCAACUAUUUUUGAUAAAAAGUAUUUACAUAACUGCAGUUUUCACCUCAGUCAUAAAAAAAGCAGUAAUAGAAUAUCCAGAAGUAUACAGAGAAAAAGUUUUUCAACUUAUACAAAGACUAGAAAUGGACUUUACACAGUUUUGGAUAUACAGAGAUAUAUAUCCUAAUUCUGAAAGCCUUGGAGUUACACCAAUGCUAAUACAAAAAUCAUUUGCAAACUUUGGAGAUGAAAAACGAUUGAAAAACAUUCUGAUUAAAGCACUACAUGGGUAUGCAAUUCAACUACCUAUAGUAGGAGGUUCAAUUUCUCGUGGAGCUCCAUUUGCAGAGAGCGGAGAAGGAGAUCGUGUAUACUUUAAUGCUAUAGUAAAAUGGUGGAAUGAUAUAUUUAUGUCAAUAACCACUUCAAAAAUGCAAGCAAAGUCUAUUUCGAUUGGUGGUGUGGGAACAGACUAUUUUUCAUACUGUUUAAACUCACAUCUAAGUGAAGAUGCUGAACCAAAAAUGAUAUUAUGGGAACUAGCUGCUAAUGAUCGUGGAAGAUAUGAUGACAAACCAUUUCCACCAGGACAACCUCUAGAACAAUUUACGAGAAAUAUUUUACAAAGAGAAUCAAAACCAGCACUUUUUUUUCUAAACUUUUUUCGUGGUCAUGAUUAUUUAGAUGGUAAAUGUAUGAACUAUGAAGAUGAAGGUGGAUUACUUGUAGCUAGACACUAUAGGAUAUCAUCAAUAAGCUGGAGAAACUUUGUGUGUGAUGAAAUAAAACAAAUGACACCAGGAUUUUCUAUUGAGACACUGUUUUCUGCUGACAGGCUUCAUCCAAGUAUAUUAGGUCAUGCACAAAUGGCCUUUUUAGUUAUAAAUCAUAUUAAAAAUAGUUUUUUACGAAUGCUUAUAAACCAUGCAUCACGAGUUCCAACAAUAGCAGAUUUUCAAGAGCAAACAUAUAACCAUGGCGAUAUAGUCCUAGCAGAUAUUUUAUAUCAUGAAACGUCAAAUAAUAAACCAUUGUGUUAUACAUAUCUUAAGUACAACGAAUUUGAACCAAACAAUACAUUAGCUAUUAAUAUUAUUCGUCAAGAUGACUUUCACUUUAACGUUUUUAAAAAGUUUAAAAUACGCUCAGAUGAACUCAGAGGAAUGCAAACAUAUCUUUCUGAGCAAUUACUACAGAUUAGUUUUGAUUUAAUCCAACCCUAUUCAAGACUUGUAAUAACUACACAUAGUUCCACUGGCAGUAGUCAGACAUGGUUAGAUGCAGAUACUCCUGUAAUAAUUGAAACUGAUAAGUAUCACAUGGGUACAAAAGUUGAGUUAAUUACAACAAAUUUAAAAGCAGGAAUGCACAUACUAAGCAUUUUAUCAACACAAAACGGAUUUGUUGUUUGUGCAAUUAGUGUUAUAUAGUUUAAAUAUGAAUUUUGAAAACAAAAAAAAUUAUUUUAUUUGAAGAUCAAAAUACUGCUAGUUGGCCAGUUAAUUAUGGUCAUUAAAAAAGAUUGGAUUCUAUGAAACGAUUGAAAAUUGAAAAAAAAAAAAAAGAGAAAAAAAAUUUUUAA